Molecule: messenger RNA, 1364 nt
Organism: Magallana angulata
Lineage: Eukaryota; Metazoa; Mollusca; Bivalvia; Ostreida; Ostreidae
Exons: 2
Coding region: 56-700 (214 amino acids)
Source: RefSeq, a predicted model, not a curated record
AUUUAUUCUUGGAGUCCGACUAGGAUUCUUCACACUACUACACUACCUGUCCACUAUGAAGUGUUUUCUCCUAGCUGCUGCUCUAAUCGUCGCCAUUGCUGCCACGGAAGGUAGGCGAUACGGCGAGAAAAGAAUUCCGAUAAAGAAAGAAAUUGUGUACGAGCCUAAGCUUGGCGGUGGAAUCAUAAGAAAAAAGAAGUUAGGAUUUUUGGACGGAUUUCAUGAGAGGGGUUUCCUUGGAGGAUCCAAGAAAGGACUGAAAAAGCCAAUUAUCAAGACAGACAAUGUAUAUCCGGGAGGAAAAGGACUGAAUCCAGAAAGGCCAGUAAUGUGUCCCCCCAGACACUGCCUACAGACACAACAGUUUAUCCCACAAGAAUGCAGAAGACCACAGUUCUUCACAUACAAUGGAAUCCAAUGUCCAGACUGUGACAUCGACAUCUGUGUAGGAGGUGGACUAUUGACCCCCGGGGGUGGAGGCGUUUGGGGCGAUGACCUCGGACCCAAGGGACCUUUUGGACCUAGAGGAAGAUUUGGCUCAGCCAUUCCUUUAGUUCCUGGUGGAAUCGAUUCUCAAAUUAACGGAGGACUGUUCACAGAUCAACAGUUCGGCGGGCGAUUUGGACAGGGUGGUUUCAGUGCAGGUCUCGGUGACAUAGAUCAGUUCGGUAUUCAAAAUGGCGGACGAUUUGGACCCUAAUUAACUGAUGGUAGAACUUUCACCCCUCUCGGAACAGCACAAUGUUGGAGUGUGGAUAAUUCAUUGUCAGACUUUUGUGUACUCCUAGGAGGGCGGUCUCAUUUGCCGAAAUUUUACUGUGAUAUUCCUGUAUGUUUGUUAUUAGGAUAAUACUUAUAUAUGAAAUCCUAUUUGUAAUAAAAAGAUAUUUGCAUUUUGAAAUAUUAUAGUUAUAACCGUUGAGCUUUACAUCGAAUCUUGAAGACUAAAUCAUGGACUCUUUCAAAAUUAUUCAAAAUAUUUAAUCAGUGUAAACAGAUGUUGAUUUAGUGUUACUUAAUAGAGAAAGAUUUCAUGUUUUUGAUAACACGAUAUAGCGAAACUAUAUUUGCCAACUACAAUGUAUUUUCAGUUGUGCUGAUUAAAACAGGUUGAAAAAUAUAACUUAUUAUCGUAAUUGUCAAUUGGAUUCACCCCUACAAAUAUCCCCUUUAUAAAACAACCAGCACAAGUGUUUUAAUGAAGGACGCCAUUGGACUAUUAUCAUAUCCAUGUACAUGUCAGUAUUGGCAUGUUUCAAAUAUCGACCAUUAUGUUGUGUAUGAUAUUGGUUAUCUCAAGUAUUGGAAAUAUUGAAAUUAGAAUUAAUAUUAUAGAUAUAAUUAUUGAUAUGGCAUGUUUCAGA